UUUUGGAGCGGAGGAACUGAGAAGACAUUUAAAAUAAAUAUAAAGGAAAAAAGAAAAGAAAAAAAGGAAGAAGAUGAAGAGCAGCAGAGGAGGAAGCUGAUCUUCAGAGUCUCUAAGCACCGGAAGGAAAAACCAGAGUGGGAGACUCUAAUGGAACCUCCUUCAGCUCAGCUUCCUAUUUUCUACCUCUUGCUUUUAGUCUCAAUUUCAUCACCCAUUUUCAUACAAAAUUCUCUAGCUGAUGGUGUCACUCCUCACGAAGCCAAACAACUCAGAGAUGAGGUACGUGAAAUGUUUUAUCACGCCUUCAAUGGAUAUAUGAAGCAUGCUUUUCCCCUCGAUGAAUUAAGACCUUUAUCGUGUGAAGGAGAAGACUCACUUGGUGGUUAUGCCCUGACUUUGAUCGAUUCAUUGGACACACUGGCUUUGCUUGGUGAUCGGGAACAAUUUGCUACAUCUGUUGAAUGGAUUGGUAAAAAUCUUCGGUUCGAUAUAAAUAAAACAGUAUCUGUCUUUGAGACGACCAUUCGAGUUCUUGGAGGUUUACUUUCAGCUCAUCUCAUUGCAAGCGACCACACAACGGGCAUGAAAAUUGCUUCAUAUGAGAAUCAAUUGCUUAACUUAGCGGAGGAUUUGGCUCGAAGAUUACUGCCUGCAUUUGACACUCCUACAGGAAUUCCAUUUGGAUCAGUUAACCUAUUGUAUGGAGUUGAUGAACAUGAAAGCAAGAUAACAUCAACAGCUGGUGGUGGGACCUUGACUUUGGAAUUUGGAGUUCUUAGUCGUUUGACAGAUGAUCCAAUUUUUGAACAAGUAACAAAGAAUGCAGUCCGUGGACUAUGGGCACGCCGUUCAAAGCUUAAUUUAGUUGGUGCACAUAUUAAUGUUUUUACAGGUGAAUGGACACAAAAGGAUGCAGGUGUAGGUACGAGCAUUGAUUCUUUCUAUGAGUAUUUAUUGAAGGCUUACCUUCUGUUUGGAGACGAAGAGUACCUAUUCAUAUUUCAAGAAGCUUACGGAGCUGCAAUGCAUUAUCUAUUCAAUGACCCUUGGUAUGUUGAGGUAAAUAUGGACUCAGCAGCACUCGUCUGGCCGUUAUUCAACAGUUUGCAGGCAUUCUGGCCAGGGCUUCAGGUUCUGGCAGGGGAUAUUGACCCUGCAAUUCGAACACAUGCUGCAUUUUUUAGUGUCUGGAAAAGAUAUGGAUUUACACCUGAGGGUUUCAAUCUUGCUUCGCUCAGUGUUCAGCAUGGGCAGAAAAGUUAUCCACUGCGUCCAGAAUUAAUAGAGAGCACUUAUUGGCUCUAUAAAGCCACCAGAAAUCCCAGAUACCUUGAUGCCGGACGGGACGUGGUUGCUAGUUUGCAAUAUGGAGCCCGAUGCCCAUGUGGAUAUUGUCAUAUAUCAGAUGUUGAGAUUCACAAGCAAGAAGACCACAUGGAAAGCUUCUUCCUUGCUGAAACGGUUAAAUACUUGUGGCUUCUUUUUGACUUGGCUGCGGGUCCUGACAACCUUGUGGAAAAUGGUCCAUACAAGUAUGUUUUUAGCACAGAAGGCCACUUAUUGCCUGCAACCCCUCAAAUAUCCCUAGUUAGGGAACAUUGUUCAUAUCUUGGGGCUUUUUGUAAAAGUAGUGUGGACCCUGAAUCUGGUAAGACAAAUAAUGCUACUGAUGUCGAAGAAGCCAAUGUUAGUACAUUCUCUGAGGGAACAAGUUCAAUAGAAAUUUCAUCAAGCUCUGAUUUUUCUGAGUUGACAUCAACAACCGUGCUGAUCAGGGGGGUCUGUCCAGGACUGACUCACGGGCAGAAGUUUGGUAUAACAUAUGUUGGGUCAACGACCACAGAUGACGAGUCUGUUAGCGAAAGAGAAACUAUCGAAAGACAUUCGACAGUGGUUGUAACCAAUUCAAAUUCUGGUCAUUCGACAUCUGACGAAAAAAACCAUGUUAAUUCUCAAGAGCGAAGGGAGGAGAACAUAUCGAAUGAUCCACAUUCCAUUUGAGGAAACCAUUUUUUUGAUAUUCUUUGGAAUGACAUAAGAACUGAUUGCACCUGCCUUCUGCUUCUUGAUGGAUCUCUGUAAAACUUCCCUGGGUUAUAAUUCUUGGAAGCUUGAGGGAUUUUCACCGUUAAUUGAUUUUACAACAUCACACAAGGAUUGAGAGAUAUUCAGUCAUUGUUGUUAGAGUGAAAAGAGAGCCAGUAGUCAAACCCGCACACAUACGAACGAGCUUUCGUUGUUUUACAGAUUAAAGUUUUCGAGUUCGUGCAGAUAAUGCUGAAUGAGGCAUUGACAUUUUAAUCAUUAUGGCCAUUGUAACAUAAAAUUACUGCUUUGUAGUAUAGUUUUUUCUACAGAAGCCAGAUUUUUGUGUUUGAUUAUGGUUGAUUCAGGGAUGGAUAUUUAUUCACAUUGAAGUAAUCAGAUCUAUUUUAUUUCUAUGUUGAC
Momordica charantia (bitter melon) is the source of this 2451-nucleotide messenger RNA. RefSeq names its product Glycosyl hydrolase family 47 protein. Gene Ontology annotation, molecular function: calcium ion binding; mannosyl-oligosaccharide 1,2-alpha-mannosidase activity. Lineage: Eukaryota; Viridiplantae; Streptophyta; Magnoliopsida; Cucurbitales; Cucurbitaceae. Gene Ontology annotation, biological process: carbohydrate metabolic process; mannose trimming involved in glycoprotein ERAD pathway; endoplasmic reticulum mannose trimming. The record is from RefSeq and is a predicted model, not a curated record. Gene Ontology annotation, cellular component: endoplasmic reticulum; membrane.